ACAUAAAUAAAGUUUUGCACACAGCUCACCAGCAGAUGGUGCACUUUAUGCUGCAAGAGGAAAGGUGAUGCACAAAGAUGAAAUAUUCACCCGAUCAUAGAAAUAGCGAACUUUUGUUGCAUUAAUCAGCAUCUCUGUGACUUUAAAAACAAAAAACACGUGUAUACUAUUAAGGACUUGAGUUGUGUUUUUUUGUUGUUGUUGCACGAGUGAAUAAAACAGCAGACGGUGAGGCUGUAGUCUCCACUGUGGAUCCAUAGAGCGCCUGUCUGUGUUCAGGCUGCAAACACCACAUCAGUACCAAGAAGCAGCGGUCGAGAGGCGGAUCGAGAGGCAGAGAGCAGCUGGUCUCCGACAUGGCAAAAGAAGGAGCUGAUAUGACUGAGGAAACCGAGUUCAUGAUAGACAAAAACGUGGGCAAAGGAUUAGAAAAUGUGGAAUCGUCUGGCAACGCCAAAGAAAUGCGAGCGGUAAUACUGGCAGGUUUUGGAGGUCUCAACAAACUCAAGGUAACCAAGAAGGCAAUGCCCGAGCCUCAGGAUGGUGAAGUGAAGAUCCGCGUCAAAGCAUGUGGCUUGAAUUUCCUGGAUUUGAUGGUACGUCAGGGGACUGUUGAUAAUCCUCCAAAACCCCCCCUUGUCCCUGGAUUUGAAUGCUCUGGAAUAGUAGAGUCACUGGGUGAAAGCACAAAGGGAUUUGAGAUAGGCGACAGAGUUAUGGCUUUUGUCAAUUACAAUGCCUGGGCAGAGGUGGUUUGCACACCGGUGGAUUUUGUCUACAAGAUGCCAGAUGAAAUGACGUUUGCUGAGGCUGCAGCGUUUUCCCUGAACUUUGUGGCGGCUUAUAUGAUGCUGUUUGAGGUUGCCAGUCUGCGGGAGGGGAUGUCAGUGUUGGUUCACUCAGCAGGAGGUGGUGUAGUAAGUCUGUGUCCUGGUCAAGCUGUGGCUCAGCUGUGCUCCACUGUGCCUAAUGUCACUGUGUUUGGGAUCGCCUCAUGUUUCAAACACGCAGCCAUCAGAGACUCUGUGACUCACCUCUUUGACAGAAAUGUUGACUACAUACAAGAAGUCAAAAAGAUCUGUCCAGAAGGAGUGGACGUUGUGCUCGACUGCCUGUGUGGGGAGAACACAGGGAAAGGACUGAGCCUGCUGAAGCCACUGGGAACUUACAUCCUCUAUGGCGCAUCAAACAUGGUGACUGGGGAAACAAAGAGUUUCUUCAGCUUUGCAAAAUCUUGGUGGCAGGUGGAGAAGGUGAAUCCCAUUAAACUAUACGAGGAGAACAAAGUCAUAGCUGGGUUUUCGCUCCUCAACCUCCUCUUCAAACAAGGGAGAUGUAGCCUUGUGAAAUCAGUGAUGGACAAACUCUUGUGUCUCUAUGAACAAAAGAAGAUCAAGCCUGUAGUGGACUCCUUGUGGGCGCUGGAGGAGGUAAAAGAAGCCAUGCAGAGAAUUCAUGACAGAGGCAACAUAGGAAAACUCAUUCUGGAUGUCGAGAAAUCGCCCACACCUCUGAUGGCCAGCGACAGCACGGAGACCAGUGAAGCAGGAGAGGAAGAAGAGGAGCCUGAGGGAGACAACGACAGCAAGGAGCGAAUGCCUUUCAUCCAUUAGACCCAACAAAACCCACUGCAACACACAUAGAGACUGGACAGGCUGCACAGACUCACCGCAGAGGAACACAACCACACACAAGUGUGUAUGUAUGUAUGUAUGUAUGUACGCAUGUGCUGUGUGCAUGUAUGCAUAAAUGUAUGCAUGUACAGUAAAUGUUUGUGCCUCUUGUCUGUCACCCUUUGAAGAAUAUGAUGAAGAAUAACACCCUGUUUGUCACCCAGGUGACAUAUAGAAUAGUCAUCCUCAAAAUAGUGUUAUAGUCUUUGCUGUCCUAUGAAGUAAUGUUAUGCUAGCCAAUAGGUUUGUUAAUUUUAUAGUUAAUUUCAUCUUCGAGCAGUUUAUUGAAUUAGCAACAGACUGAUUAAGCAUUUAAACCUUCUGACCAGCUACCACUUUAUGAUUAGCAACCUUGAAAAUAGUCGCAGUAACACACAUAAGUGCCAUAUACAGCAACAAGCUAACAUGUCUAAACAUUUUACAGAACCGAAAAAGUAUCAUUUAAUUCUCACGUCUUGCAAUUAUACAACAAGGGCACCUGAAAUAAGUUUGAGAAAAUGUCCCCAGUAUUUUGAUGCUUUUGAUGAAGUAAGUGAAUUAUAGUGUUACAACAAAUGAUGUGCAAGUCAGGAGAUGUAGAAAAGCGUUUGUGUAGAUAUUUGCAUGAUAUUUUAUUCUCAGUGGCCAAAUUUGUAAUUAUAUGGGAUCACCAGUGCCUUUGAGCUACAAGUGAGUGUUUAAUACUUGAAAUACUUUCCUCAUACGAAGUUCACAUUGAACAAACAAAACAGUAUUUUUAAGCGAAAUAUGACAGUUGGUGUGUAAACUAUUUAAAAAAUCCUCCUCACCUGAUCAUAAGAGGAACCCGUGGCGCCACCAGAGCUCCUUUAUAGUAUGUUAUUGGAUUGAGGACUUAUUUUUCCAACUGAACUGUACACUGAAAACUUGAAUAAAUUACAUUUGGUAAUGCCCAACACCACACUGUUUUACAUUUAUUGUCAGCUCACAAACAAACUGACGCUGAAGUAAAACAGGCCAAAUGUAAGGUUUAGGAGGUUAAAUUUAUAUCUGCAUCAAAAUUUUGCAGAGUAUAAGUAAAAGCAAAAGGAAAAAACACAGUCAUAAAUCCUGGAUUUUCUUGAGCAUAAAGUAGUCAGUCAGACUGCAGUUCAAGGUUUGUGGAGUCUCUCCUUUGCUUGUCUGACCAAAGUUGUUUACUUGCUGGUGCCUCACAACAAAAGUGCCAUAAGACUUCAAGAUGAAUUACUUUUACAGCAAACUGGUGUGCAAAGGCAGGCUGACUUAGGUUUGAGCAACACUGUGUUUUACUUGACAAGCCCUGCUUUGCUCUACAUCUGUGAUUUGUUCAAAUAUACUCCCCUGUUCAGAUGACUGAUCAGCAUUAAAGCAGACUGCAUAGUAUUUCAUCUUCACUAUUUACCUGGCCUUGCUUUCUCAGUGUGUUUUAUAUUGAUUGGUUGUCACAGAGUGCACUCUAAAAAGUAUUUUCUCGACGAUAAAAACAACAAAACAAGUCAGUGAUUUCUAAUUGUGCCAUUUUAAAAUUAAAAAUGGAUCAUCUUACUAACAGCAAAAGUAACAGAGGUAACCUCUGGAUGCUUUUAAGUUGAGUGAUAAACAGUGACGCAGCAACACUGAAGUGAUUAAAUAAAUAGAUUUCUAGACUUGGAAAUAAGUAUGAUGACAUGUGGACAAUUCGGAAAUGCAUCUACGAUUUUAACACCUAUUGUCAGGUAUGUUUAUGUGUGUGAGAGUGAGAGAGUGUGUGUGAUUUUGAAUUCUUGUAUUCAUAUUGCCUUGUAAAAAAGAAAAAAAAGAAAAAUGUGUGCAAAGAGGUGUUUCAGUGUUGUAGUGUGUUCACAAUCUUUCCUAUGAACUAUGGUUUACCUGUGGUCGUAUCUUUUUUGUCACGUUUUGGUUGUAUACUUUCUUUGAGUACAGCUCUGUUUACUUGAAUAAAUUUAUCUGCAAAGUAC
Messenger RNA from Amphiprion ocellaris (clown anemonefish), 3610 nucleotides. It is a transcript of the gene vat1l, whose product is annotated as vesicle amine transport 1-like. The transcript has 9 exons. Lineage: Eukaryota; Metazoa; Chordata; Actinopteri; Pomacentridae. The record is from RefSeq and is a predicted model, not a curated record. Gene Ontology annotation, molecular function: zinc ion binding; oxidoreductase activity. Bases 357 to 1613 code for a protein of 418 amino acids.